Molecule: messenger RNA, 795 nt
Organism: Anopheles maculipalpis
Lineage: Eukaryota; Metazoa; Arthropoda; Insecta; Diptera; Culicidae
Product: homeobox protein engrailed-2b-like
Exons: 2
Coding region: 1-795 (264 amino acids)
Biological process (GO): cell differentiation; regulation of transcription by RNA polymerase II
Cellular component (GO): nucleus
Molecular function (GO): RNA polymerase II cis-regulatory region sequence-specific DNA binding; DNA-binding transcription factor activity, RNA polymerase II-specific
Source: RefSeq, a predicted model, not a curated record
AUGGCGGCUUCCAGUUGCAAAAGUGUGGCUCCUUUGCGGCAAAGUGAUUUCAGCAUUGAACACAUCCUAACACGGGCCGGUGAACGGUAUAGCAAACGGCGCAAACUAACGACUUCACCAAACUGUCGAAACUGUUGCACAAGCAGCCCAGGAAGUGAUCGUAGUGAUGAUGCAGAUGGUAGUGAUGAGGUUGCCCGGUUGCACGACGAAACCGGUACGGAACCGGACGACGAUCUAGAGGAAGUCAUUGACGUUGGGCAAUCGGUACGCGCAUCGGAUGCGGGUUUCUUACCGACGGUUCCCGGUUGCAGUAUGCCCACGUUCGAUUGGCUGUACUACACACGCUAUCAUCCACCAAAGUUGCCACGUCCCCAAAAAUCGGGUCCCGUUAAACGAACUCCGGGCCGUUUACCACGGGUUCCAUUCACGCCUGCCCAACUUAGCGCACUGGAGGACGCUUAUAAAGUAUCCACCUACCUGAGUUCCGAGGAAGCGAACCAGCUAGCCUACAGUCUAGAGUUAACCAACACGCGGGUGAAAAUUUGGUUCCAGAAUCGACGUGCUAGAGAUCGGCGAGAAAAGCGGGAAGCAUCACUUGCCACCGGCGGCAGCAUGUACACGGAUCCUUCGCCGAUCAGUUUGCCAUCACUUGGCGGUGGCAGUAAUGCGACGAUGCAGACGAGUGUUGUGCACAACAAUUCUCGAACUGGCAGCAGUCAUCCGUCCUCUCCGUCCAGCGUAGAAGCGACCGUUAGUCGACAGAGCAGAAGUCCAACCACCGACCGUAGCUACUAG